GUCUGAUUCAGCCCCUUGUCUCCAUGGAGACAGAAAUCCUACAGUAGGAGUGGCAGACAAAUCAGAGAAAAGAAAAUAUCUGUUUGAGUUACAGACUCUGCAGGAGACAGCAGCUCCAUGCCUCAGGAUGAGAAGGACCCCGAGAUGUCCUGCUCCACAAAUGAUCCAAAGGAGGCUGAAUUAGAGACAAAAGGAGACAUGGGAGAUCUGUAUGAGGCCCUGGAGAAGCUCCAUGGGCUCUCUGAUGGGGAGAAGGGGGAGAAAGCUCUGCUACGCUCACGCCUUCAUGAGCAGUCUCAGCUCAUCUGCAUAUUGAAGAAGCGAGCAGAUGAUACCCUAAUGCGCUGCAAGGCACUGGAGAGUCUCAACAUGGAGCUGGAGGAGUUGAGGAUGGAGGAUAGUGUGAGGCUUGAAAGUCAGACCCGGCGGGCCCAGCAGCUGGAGGAGCGCUUUAUGGACCUGGCUGCCAACCAUGAGGACAUGAUCCGCUUCAAGGAUGAGCACAAGCAGCAGAACAUGCUGCUGAGGGAGGAAAAUAAGCGCCUGAGGCAGGAAAACCAAACCCUUUUCAGCCAGGCUCUGAAGGAGAAGGAGGCUGCGGUCCUCCAACUCACUUCCCAGGGGAAGAGGCUCUCUCAGGAGGUAGAUUCCUUAAAGGAGAGAUGUGCUCAAGAGAGCCACAGAGCCCAGGAGCGAGAGAAGGAGCUGCUGGAAGCUCAGCGCCAACAAGCCAGUGUCCAUGCCAAGGAAACUGGUUUACUGCGAAGCCAGCUGCAAAGUCUGGAGGAGAAGCAUUGCCAAAUUGUUGCACAGGUGGAGCAGGCAGAAAGUCAGCAAAAGGCUGAGGGCAGCGAGCUGCAAGCCAAGUUGGAGAGGGUGAGCCGUGAGAAAGAGGAGCUGCUGCAUCUGGCUAUGGAGAGGGGCAAGACACUGCAGGAGAAGCAACGAGAAAUUCAGCAGCUGGAGAAGAAACUGGAGAUUGCAGAGAGGGCCAGGCUGACAGCAGAGGAGCGCUUUGUGAGAGAGGUAGCAGCAGUGGACAGCAACCUAAGGGUCCAAGAGCUGCAGCGACGUGUGGAGGGAAGUGAGCAAGCAUACAGUGAGCUCUGGAUGCAGUUUGAUGCUUACAAGAAACACAGCAUGGACUUACUUACUAAAGAAAAAGAGCUGAAUAACAAACUCCGUCACUUCAUGUCAUAACCCCUCACCCCCUGUUCAGCUCUCACCAGAACUAUUAUAGCACACUACUUACUGCUUGUUAGUAACCCUUUUUAAAAAAACUAAAAUGAUCUUUUAUCAGAUUUCUUUAUAGUGUGCCCACAGCUUUACAAAUCUUUUAUGAGGGUUGGUUUGAAGCCCAUCUUUUGUUUCCAUACUAUUGAUUUGAGAUGGCAGCCUAAAUGUGGCACUUUGAGUUAGUAGAGCUAAAUAAAACUGGGAAACAAUGGACUUCAGUACGGAAAAUUCAUGAUCAUUUAUGAGUUUGUCUUGUUUGUUCCUUGCCUCUCAUGUUUCUAGUAAUUUUUUACAGAUUAUAGAAGUACAUUAAGUAUUUUACAUGACAAACAAAGAGAAAAAGCUCUUGCCCUCAAGAGUUUAGAUUUGAUAUAGCAAAUUGUGUUAAUAUACAGUGAAGUGGAGCUGGAAAGGAAAAAGGGGUCGCACAAAGAUCACAGUUUAUUACCUGUGUGGAGAGAUAAAGCAGAUUAGUACCUGUAUAGUAUCUUUAUCACUGAGGAUGAUUUUCAGGUGGAUGAUUAGCUGUCUAUACAUUAGGGGUCUGAUUCAAAGCAAUCAUCAUCAACAGAAAAGCUCCUAUCAAUGUCUGUGGGCUUGGAUCAGGUCCUAGGUAUGAAAAAUGUGGAUCACUGGAAAUCAGGUUUAAAACUGGACUUUGUACAUCAUCCUCAAGUAAAAUGAGCCCCAUGCUGUCCUAUGAGAUGUUAUAGGGAUAAUAAAUACAUCAUUUUACUAUA
Malaclemys terrapin pileata is the source of this 1976-nucleotide messenger RNA. RefSeq names its product coiled-coil domain containing 89 (gene CCDC89). Bases 118 to 1200 code for a protein of 360 amino acids. NCBI's taxonomy places the organism in Eukaryota, Metazoa, Chordata, Testudines, Emydidae. The transcript has 2 exons. The record is from RefSeq and is a predicted model, not a curated record.